AAGCAUGAUCGGAGCAGAACUCAUUGCGGAAACGUUACGGCAAUUAGGAGUGGAGCAUGUCUUUGGUAUUGUUGGUAUUCCAGUGGUUGAGAUCGCUGAUGCCUGCAUUGAGAAAGGCAUUCGGUUUAUUCCCUUUAGGAACGAACAGCAAGCCUCUUUAGCAGCUUCAAUAUACGGCUAUUUGACCAACAAGCCGGGGGUCUUACUAACUGUUGGAGGACCGGGAAUUGUCAACGCCCUAGCUGGCGUCUACAAUGCCAACUCCAACAAAUGGCCGCUCAUGGUCAUGGCCGGAUCAACUAAAAUAUGCCUACAAGGAAAAGGCGGAUUUCAAGAAUUGGACCAGGUCAGUCUGAUGAAGCCAUGGGCAAAAAGUAGCUUUCGCGCAGUUCUAAGCAGCCAAAUACCGCGGUUUCUCGAGAGGGCAUAUUGGACUUCUAUAGCAGAUGUUCCCGGGACAACAUAUGUCGACUUGCCAGACGACCUUAUCAAACAAGAAUGCUACGAAGAUAUUCGAGUAAUGAAGUUCGAUUUUUCAUUACUCUCGCCUAUAACUCCAGAACUAACAAGAAUAAAAAGGACCAGCGAACUCCUGAAAGAUGCCAGGUUUCCGCUGCUGAUAAUUGGCAAGGGAGCAGCAAAUGCAUCACAGACACUCAGACAGUUUGUGGGAACUCACCACAUCGCAUUCCUUCCCACGCCAAUGGGAAAAGGAAUAAUUCCAGAUGCUUCCGAUUGUAAUGUUUCUUCUGCAAGGUCAUUGGUUUUGAAGCAUGCAGACGUGGUGCUAGUAGCAGGGGCCAGAUUGAACUGGAUUCUCCAUUUUGGAGAGCCUCCUAAAUUCAACAAAGAUGUCAAAAUUGUUCAAAUUGACACUGAUGCCGGCGAGAUUGCGCGAAACGUGAGCAGUUUGAAGCUGGGAAUCCUGGGAGACGUCGGAAGCACGAUGGGCUCCAUCAGCGACCAACUGAAUGGACACCAAUUUCCAGCGCUUCCUAAAAUAAUCGUCGAGCUGAUUGAGAAAAGAGAGCAAGCAUUGCGACAACAGGAAGAAAUUGUAAAUGGUGAUCUUAUGCCUAGUCACACUCAAGCACUAGCUGCCAUUAGAAAACACAUGCCUGCAGAUGCAAACAUCGUGGCCGAGGGCGCUCGUACAAUGGAUCUGUCCCGACAGAGUUUGUAUCUAGGCGAGCCUCGCCAAAGAUUGGAUGCAGGGACCAAUGGCACGAUGGGCAUUGGUUUGGCAUAUGCAGUGACAGCGAAACUGACCAAGGGAAAUAAACCGUUGAUUGUCAUACAAGGGGAUUCCGCCUUUGGCUUCUCGGCUAUGGAGAUCGAGACGCUGGUCCGAGAACGACUUCCCUGUCUGAUAAUAGUGCUCAAUAAUUCUGGAAUAUACAGUGGAGUUGAAAACCCACAUGAGUAUAUUCCAUACACCAACAAACCACUCCCUUCGACGGCGCUGACUUUUGGGGUUCGGUACGAAAAUAUCAGCAGCUCGUUGGGUGGGACCGGCUAUUAUGUGCAGAAAUGCAGGGAGCUGGAUGACGUAUUGAAAAAAGGGAUGGAAGACAUGUUGAGCGGAAAAAUUGUUUUAAUCAACGUGUUGGUGAAAACACACGCAAAAUUAUAGCGGUAAGACUAUAUUUUCUAAGUUCAAAAAGUAGCAGUCUCAUUCAGUUGGAACGAGUACUCUGGGAUCUGCAUACCUUGGGAUCCAGUUUUCCCGUUUUUGUCAUCCUUUUGGUCAGGCUUCUUUUUUUUGAUGUACUUCGACUUCUCCCUCUCUUCCAACGGCGGUAACCUUGGUCUUCCACGCUUGCGUUUUUCCGAAGGUACAUCUGGCUGAGGAGGUGGAAAUUUGCGAGGUCGUCCUCGCUUGCGUUUUUCCCUGCCGGUUUCAGGCUUCUCGCGUUUAAUUUCCUCGUCAGCCUUAGGUUCAGGCGUGGAAGACAUCGCGGACUCAGGCUUAUCAGUAGGUGAUGUAUCUCUGCUCUCCGGACUCUUCGAAAGCGUGUAGGGGAGGAGAUUGGAGGAUGCCGGUCCCGUGUUUUUGGUGACUGGAGGCGGUAGAAUGUAAUGCGGUUUGCUAGUCAAUGACAGCGAGGAAAUCGGGGACGGCACAUCUGGAGGAAGACUGAGUACCGGGAGUUUCACAGAUGAAC
Molecule: messenger RNA, 2165 nt
Organism: Ogataea polymorpha
Lineage: Eukaryota; Fungi; Ascomycota; Pichiomycetes; Pichiales; Pichiaceae
Exons: 2
Coding region: 5-1633 (542 amino acids)
Biological process (GO): fatty acid alpha-oxidation
Cellular component (GO): peroxisome
Molecular function (GO): magnesium ion binding; catalytic activity; thiamine pyrophosphate binding
Source: RefSeq, a predicted model, not a curated record